AUGAAAAUCAUUAUAAAAAAACUACGGGGAGACACAUGCACUUUAGAUGUGCUGCCAAAUACAACAGUAACUGAGAUUAAACGAGAAGUAUCUAAAAAAUUAGGUAUUUCGGUUGAAGAACAAAAAUUAUUAUUACUUGGGAGACCCUUAGCUGAUGAUCAAACUAUUGCGUCUUAUCCUUCAAUCAAAGAUGGAACAAAAUUAAAUCUUGUUGUUAAAAAACCUGAAGGUCUUUAUGAAGUUUCACUCAAGUAUUUCAAAAAGCAUGGAAUGAGUGAUGCUGAUGCAGCCAAUACUGCAAACAGAUUACUCCGAAUAAUUCAAAACAAAUUUAACAAAUUGUCAUGGGAUGACAUAGAUAGGUUAUCCUUAGACUGUUUGAUGGAUGAGCGAGGACAGAGUCGGCCUUCUAUUGAGAAGGAGACUGAUUGUGAUGAUAAUAUGUUUACCUUGUGA
Parnassius mnemosyne (clouded apollo) is the source of this 456-nucleotide messenger RNA. The record is from the annotation of a GenBank genome assembly. NCBI's taxonomy places the organism in Eukaryota, Metazoa, Arthropoda, Insecta, Lepidoptera, Papilionidae.